Molecule: messenger RNA, 1676 nt
Organism: Copidosoma floridanum
Lineage: Eukaryota; Metazoa; Arthropoda; Insecta; Hymenoptera; Encyrtidae
Product: N-acetylglucosamine-6-sulfatase
Biological process (GO): glycosaminoglycan metabolic process
Molecular function (GO): glycosaminoglycan binding; N-acetylglucosamine-6-sulfatase activity
Source: RefSeq, a predicted model, not a curated record
AUGUAUCAUGUGGGGUGUCAGUACAGCUCCGUGUCUGCUUCUGUAGAAUCAUUUCGCGCUUGCACGAGUAAAGUUGCAAUUAUGUUGGCCUUGAAUUUACUUGUUUUUACAAUCGGUGCCAUUUGUGCGUGUCACGCGAAAAACAUCGUCCUAAUAGUUGCCGAUGAUUUGGAUGUUGUUCUCGAUGGAAUGACACCUUUGGCAUCGACACGAAAAUAUAUCGGCGACGAAGGAGUUACGUUUAAAAAUGCGUUUGCCGCAGUGCCGAUCUGCUGUCCCAAUCGUGCGUCGAUCUUAACCGGUCGCUACCAACACAACCACCGGACGUUCAACAAUUCGCUUAACGGCGGUUGCAACGCUCAAGAUUGGCUAACCAGCCACGAGACAAACACCUUCGCCGCUAUUCUGAAGCACCAAAUGAACUACAGCACCUUCUACGCUGGCAAAUAUUUGAAUCAGUACGGUGAUAAAAAUACCGGCGGUGCGUCUCACGUUCCACCAGGAUGGGACCAAUGGUACGGUCUGAUCGGUAACUCGAGAUACUACAACUAUUCCUUAUCGGUCAAUGGAGUUGAGAAAAAAUACGGCGCCGAACCGAGCGAUUAUCUGACCGAUGUCAUUAAAACCUUGGCCCUCGACUACAUAAGCAGGCAAAGGAAGGACCAUCCAUUCAUGAUGGUACUGGCCCCUCCGGCUCCUCACCAUCCCUUUGUACCAGCCGAGAGGCACAACGACAAGUACAAGGGCACGAGAGCCAAGCUCACCAAAAACUUCAACACCUGGACGAAUCAGGAGAAACACUGGCUGGUGCGCAUGGGACCGUCACCCCUGCCUUCCAACGUGCUCGCGAGCCUCGACGAGAUCUACAGGAGGCGUUGGGAGGCCCUCCUAGCUGUGGACGAGAUGGUCGCCGACGUGCACGACCAACUGGCGAAGCAGGGACUGCUGGACGACACGUACGUCAUCUUCACGUCGGACAAUGGCUUCCACGUCGGCCAGUUUAGCCAGCCGUACGACAAGAGGCAGCCGUACGAGGCGGACAUUCGGGUGCCCUUGCUGGUGCGCGGACCCAACGUGACUCGGGCCACGGAGUUCGCGGCCGCGGUGAGCAGCGUCGACCUUUUUGCCACGAUAAUCGAGAUGGCGGGCGUCGAGGCGCCGUCGGACGGUAUAUCGCUGCUUAAAUUGCUGAGGGACGGCGUCAAGGACAGAACUGUGCUGGUGGAGUACAGGGGCGAGAGGAGCAUCGGCGCGCCCAGCAGCGGCUGUCCCUCCGAUAGGGACUUGAACUUGAGCCACUGCAGCAGGGAGUUUGCGUGCAAGUGCCAGGACGCGGCCAACAAUACCUUCGCCUGCGUUCGCCGAGUCGCGGAACGCGAGAACAACGUUUUUUGCGUCUUUAACGAGGACGAGGGGGAAUUCGUCGAGGCGUACGAUUUGCUGAGCGACGAGUUUCAGAUGACCAACGUCGGACCAGCGAUGGGGGCCAACAAGAGGCACCGAUUCAGGGACCGUUUGAGGAAAAUGACCAACUGCAAGGGCCGAAAUUGCGUCGCCACCAAUCCUCCGCUGCACAGCCAUCUGGACGAGUUGUCCUUGCUUUAUACGUCGAUGGAGGAUCAUUUUGUAACAAUGAUAUGAUUACCACUUGUCGCUAUUGUCCUCAAAAUUAAAUA